AUGGACGUCGUUCAAGGCAAGUUGCACCGCGUACAAAACCACACGUGUCCCCGCGCCGGGCCCGCGUUUACUAAUUGGGCAACGUACCUCCUCACACACCACAACAACGGCGAUGGCAGCAGCGGCAGCAUCCCAAACGCGGCACUGUCGUCGCUGCUGGCGCCGAUAUCGUCGAUCGCGGCGACGCUGCACCGGCACCUGCUGCCGCUGAUCGACCACGUCUCCAAAAACCCGGACAUCGCGUCCAUCACGCUGCUGGUCAUCGUGCUGCUCGUCUCGCUCAAAAUACUCAAUAUCCUCUACCGUGCCGUCGUCUUCUGGAUCUCGCUCGCCUUCAAGCUCGUCUUUUGGGGUACAGUCGUUGUCGUCGGCCUGUUCGUGUGGAGCCGCGGCGUCGAGGGCGCCGCCCAAGACCUCACCGUCUGGGGCCGCUACUGGGUCGACGUGUGGACGAGCGAGUACGCCCGCUUCCAGGACCAGCUCGAAGACGCGCGGAAGUUCCAGAUGCUGCAACAGCAGCAGGCACAGGCGCAGGGGCAGCAAGCGUUCGCACGGUGA
Molecule: messenger RNA, 558 nt
Organism: Lasiodiplodia theobromae
Lineage: Eukaryota; Fungi; Ascomycota; Dothideomycetes; Botryosphaeriales; Botryosphaeriaceae
Product: Nuclear pore assembly and biogenesis apq12
Exons: 2
Coding region: 1-558 (185 amino acids)
Source: RefSeq, a predicted model, not a curated record